UUUGCCUUCCAUUUUAGUUAAUUUUCAGAAAUACAUAUUCAAAUGUAUUUUUAUUCCUUUUUUUCAAAUUAUUUAUUUAUUUUUGGAAAGCCAGAUUUCCAGAGAGCAAGACAGACAGAUCUUCCAUCUGCUGGUUCAUUCCCCAAAUGUCUUCAAUGAUUGGUGUCUCCCCUGGGUCUCCCACAUGGGUGUAGAGUCCCAAGGCUUUGGAUCAUUCUCCACUGCUUUCUCACGUCAUCACCAGGAAGCAGGAUGUGAAUUUGCAGGAGCUGGGGCAUCGGGUGUCAUGUCUGCCUUGGCUAACAAAACUAUAGUGAAGAAGGAACUGCUGUCCAAGGUGGCUGGGAAGGACGAGUACCGGGUCAAUAACAAGCAUGACGACAGGUACUCACCACUGCAUCCCAUCAAGAUUGUCCAGCUGGCCAUGGAGAAGGUCCUGGAAGUGGUCCAAAAUGUGGUCAUGGCAGUACUCUUGGGUAUUCUGGGCGUGGGAAUGAGAAUGAGAGUGAAUCAUAACAAUGACAAACUGUAUCUAUUCCAUUUAAAAACUAUGUGAAUAUCACGGUAGACAUAGGCAAAUGUGUCCAUAAUACACAUUUAAAAUCUUAUCUCCAAAAUGAUAAAUAUAUUAUGCUAAAAAAUGCAUCAAAAGCAAAAAAAAACUGAAAAAACAAAAACAAAAAACCUGACUUUGCCUGCGCUGUGCAGUGGCUCCCGGAGUGUAGCAGGAGCUGCUGUUGCCAAGCUUGGCCAAUAAAGACUCCUCCUAACAUCCUA
Messenger RNA from Ochotona princeps (American pika), 777 nucleotides. RefSeq names its product phospholipase A and acyltransferase 2-like. The coding region runs from base 185 to 556 and encodes 123 amino acids. NCBI's taxonomy places the organism in Eukaryota, Metazoa, Chordata, Mammalia, Lagomorpha, Ochotonidae. Gene Ontology annotation, biological process: N-acylphosphatidylethanolamine metabolic process. The transcript is spliced from 3 exons. Gene Ontology annotation, cellular component: cytoplasm. Gene Ontology annotation, molecular function: glycerophospholipid phospholipase A1 activity; A2-type glycerophospholipase activity. The record is from RefSeq and is a predicted model, not a curated record.